This is a messenger RNA of Drosophila willistoni, 612 nucleotides long. Its product is annotated as C-type lectin 37Da. Lineage: Eukaryota; Metazoa; Arthropoda; Insecta; Diptera; Drosophilidae. Bases 1 to 555 code for a protein of 184 amino acids. The record is from RefSeq and is a predicted model, not a curated record. The transcript is spliced from 2 exons. Gene Ontology annotation, cellular component: external side of plasma membrane. Gene Ontology annotation, biological process: biological process involved in interspecies interaction between organisms. Gene Ontology annotation, molecular function: carbohydrate binding.
AUGCCUGACUACACGGUCCUCACCAUUGCAUUGUUGGCCUGUCUGGUGGUUAACUCGACAAGCUACGACAAAUAUACGAUCGAAUUUUAUCCAGGCAAUCGGAAUAAUGUGACCAUGAAUACAGAACCAUUUAUGAAAAUUAACGAUAGUUAUUAUUACUUUGGCAUGCAUGCAGUCAAUUGGUAUGUGGCCUAUGAGAAAUGUCGUGUAUUGAAAUCAGAACUGGUUACAUUCGAGACGGCGGAGGAGUUUGAAGCCAUUGUCAACUAUCUAACGGUUCGUGGCGAGAAACGUGAUUUUUGGACCUCCGGAAAUGAUUUAGGAUUCGAAGGAUUAUUCAAUUGGUUCACAACUGGGCAGGGUAUAACCAUUUCCAAAUGGGCUCCCAGGCAACCUGACAAUUAUCAAGGAAAAGAAAAUUGUAUGCAUAUGGGAUAUGUCUGGCCGGACUCAACCGAAUACCAAUUGAACGAUCGCCCUUGUACCGACUAUUUCAUUCCCUACAUAUGCGAGGCACCAGCACAGGAAACAAUUUCGUUGGUUGUGUGGAAAUGAUCAUGAAUCAAAACUUGUCACCUGAUCGUUUUCUUUUUUACAGAAUUUUCUUCAUAU